This is a messenger RNA of Puntigrus tetrazona (Sumatra barb), 4703 nucleotides long. RefSeq names its product mitogen-activated protein kinase kinase 5 (gene map2k5). The record is from RefSeq and is a predicted model, not a curated record. Lineage: Eukaryota; Metazoa; Chordata; Actinopteri; Cypriniformes; Cyprinidae. The transcript is spliced from 22 exons. Gene Ontology annotation, biological process: MAPK cascade; protein phosphorylation. Bases 279 to 1631 code for a protein of 450 amino acids. Gene Ontology annotation, molecular function: MAP kinase kinase activity; protein binding; ATP binding.
CUUCCGCUAAACUUCCUCUGGUUUACUUUCAUUGUUGACAGUUUGUAAACUACCGAAAAAAUAGCAAAAAAUCGGGUUAACAGUAGUCAGCCCAUCUGGAAUGACACGCCGUUCGUUUAUUAGACGAGUAUCCGCAGUUGUGUGGGAAAUAUUCUCAUGUUUUCUCCACUGUUAGUGAGCUAAGUUAAGCAGCUAGCCGUCUAGCUUGCUGUACAGCUGCUGUGUGUCUGGGAAUCUGCACUGAAAGCCAAGAGUAUGUUUCUCGAUGUGCUUUUGUUAUGCUUUUACUUGUUUUGAAUAACCUGUACAGCAUGGAAUCUGAGGGAAUCGUCAUUCGGAUAAAGACACCGGUGGGAGACAUGGACUCAUCAGUGGACUGUCCAUCACAUCUCAACUUCAAUGAUCUGCUGGCCGCGAUCAGGGAUGUCAUGCCCGAGGCCACAGUCACAGCUUUUGAAUAUGAGGACGAAGUUGGCGACCGAAUCACAGUUCGCAGUGAUGAGGAGCUCAAAGCCAUGCUGUCAUAUUAUUGCAACACAGUGAUGGAGCAACGCAUCAAUGGACUGUUACCUGAGCCUUUACAGAUAUUUCCACGAGCCGGUAAGACCCCAGGGAUCCGCAACAUACACGGCCUGAAGGUGAACACGCGGCCCGAAUCCUCGAGUGGCAGGGGCUCCUCUGCGGCUGAUUCCAGGUCCAAUGAUAGCAGUUUAAAGAAAUCUUCAGCUGAGCUUAAGAAGAUUUUGACAAAUGGACAGAUAAAUGAACAUGACCUCCAGUACCAGGAGCAGCUUGGCCAUGGAAAUGGAGGAACAGUUUACAAAGCUUACCACUUGCUUGGGAAGAGAAUUGUAGCAGUGAAGGUUAUUCCUCUCGACAUCACUGUGGAGCUACAGAAGCAGAUCAUGUCAGAGCUUGAGAUCCUUUAUAAGUGUGAUUCUCCAUACAUCAUAAAGUUCUACAGUGCUUUCUUUGUGGAGAACAGAAUAUCGAUAUGCACUGAGUUUAUGGAUGGUGGUUCUCUGGAUGUCUACUGGAGAAUCCCAGAGCAUGUCUUGGGCAGAAUUGCUGUGGCGGUGGUAAAAGGAUUAACGUACCUCUGGAGCCUGAAGAUUUUACACAGAGAUGUGAAACCCUCCAACAUGCUGGUUAACACACGGGGUCAAGUUAAACUGUGUGACUUUGGAGUCAGCACACAGUUGGUGAACUCAAUCGCAAAAACAUACGUCGGGACCAAUGCUUACAUGGCGCCAGAGCGGAUAUCAGGGGAACAGUAUGGUAUUCACUCGGACGUGUGGAGCGUAGCAAUCUCUUUCAUGGAGUUGGCGCUGGGCUCUUUUCCAUAUCCACAGAUUCAAAAGAACCAGGGCUCCUUAAUGCCUCUUCAGUUAUUGCAGUGCAUUGUUGAUGAGGAUCCUCCGGUGCUUCCAAUUGGUCAGUUCAGUGAGAAAUUUGUCCACUUCAUUACACAAUGUAUGAGGAAGCAACCCAAAGAAAGACCAGCUCCAAACAAUCUCAUGGACCACCCCUUCAUCAUGCAAUAUAAUGAUGGCAACACGGAGGUGGUGUCCAUGUGGGUGUGCCGCAGCCUAGAGGAGCGCAAAAGCCAUCAAGCACAGAGACUCAUGUGAACGGGCCGCGGCACCGGAUGGAAUUCUGGGAUAAUACGGUGUCCAGAUUUCCUCACUUUACUCUUCCACUGAACCUAGAGAAGCAGCGGCUGAUCUCACACACAGCACCUCUGUUAAUGGUGCAAAGCGAGAGAACCGCUACGAGUCUAAUGCAGAUUAUGCUAGCAUCCUGCAGACGAGGAUGUUGGUUUGCGUCGAUGCAGAUCUUUAACUUUGUUCUCCUGCACUUGGUUUCUUUUCACUUUCUGUGCAGAUUCCAAAAGUAAAUGUUUUGGCAGAAGAUCCUUGCGGGGGGGCUGUUGCUUGCUCGACUCGGAUUUAGUUCCUGUGGGUUUAGAUAUGAAAGAAAAUAUAGUCUCUGUCUAUAGCUAAAGCAACAAUCUGGCUUUGCCAAAACAUUGUGGGCAUGUCAUAAAUCAUCUGGGUUUUUAAGCGCAUGGGCUUGUGUCUAGCAUUGCUCCUCGCUGCAGUGCAAGUCAUGCUGCUGUUGUUUUAAAAGCCACUUUUUGUUGAGUUUCACAAAUGGCCUGCCAGUUGUGGCAAUAAACCAUUGAAGAUGUAAAGAAUGUGAUGCCUUGUUAUGGUGGAAGGCUCAUGUGGAUGAGCUUCUAGAUUAGUUUCCUACUGCUGCUGACUGUAAUGAUACAGUGGGUUUGGUUUUAGCCCUCAUUCAGCAUAAGCCCUCCUGUGAACUUUAUUCAAGGGCUUCAUGGAAAUUGGUUUAUUCUCUCUUUUAAGGUCAUUUUAUACACUUUUAGCUCUAUGUACACUACCGUUUAAAAGUUUGUAAUUCAUACAAUUUUUUUUUUUUGUAUGCAGUAAGGAAGAAUUACAUUUUACAAAAAUAACAGUAGAGACAAUAUUACAGAGGAUUUCUGUUGCAAAUAAAUGUAAAAAAAAAGUACCCUGUUUGCCUCAAAGAAGCAGCACAACUGUUUUCAACACUGAUAAUAAGUCAUUUUUGAAGAAUCAUGUGACACUGAAGACUAGAGCAAUGCCUGCUGUAAAUUCAGCUCUGCCGUUGCAGGAAUAAGUUGUCUUUUAAAACAUAAAUGGUACUAAUAUUUCACAGCAUUACAGUUUUACUAUAUUUGUGAUCAGAUAAAUGAUGCCACAGUGAACAUAAGAGACCACUUUCAAAAAUAUUUAGAAAUCUUACCAACCACAAACUCUUAAGCCGUAGAGUACGUUUUAAAGCGUCGGUCUCAAACUCGGUUCCUGGAAGAUCACAGCUCUGUAGAGUUUAGCUCCAAGCAGUGCCAAAUCACACCUGCUUGGAAGUUUCUAGUAAUCCUAAAGACUUUGAUUAGCUGGAUCAGGUGUGUUUGAUUAGGGUUGGAGCAAAACUGAGCCGUGGCCCUCCAGGAAUAGGCCCUUUUCACAUGACGUCAUGCAACUUCCGUUCUGACUCGAAGCAGGGCAUUCUUUCUUCCGUCAGCUUGAAGUCGAGGGAGGAGUUGGAGUCUUUAUUGUAAUUAGAUGUGUUUCUCAAAAUAUAAACGUAAACAGAAAGCCUUUUCAUUUAGUCAUUUCUGUCCUGCUUUAUUCAGCGCCUGUAUGCCCAAGAAUAGUUCAGCAUUAGCUUGUACUAUUAAAAUAUCAAAAAAAUGUUGUGUAUGAUCACCGUAGCACCAUUUUGGAGAGUAUGCACUGAAGGCAAACUACACUCUAAGAAAUAAAGGUACAAAUGCUGUCACUGGGACUAAUAUUUUUGGGACUAAUAAAAUGCUGUAGCUUUUUAAAAGGUACACUUUUGUACCUAUUAGGUUCAGAUAUGUAUACUUAUGUACCUUUUAAGUACUAAUAUGUACCAAAAUGGACCCUUUAGGUACAAACAUGUACCUUUUGAAAAGAUACCUCCAGAUACCUGACAGUUAUUGUAGUUUUAUUCUGAGAGUGUAUGUACGCUCUUCUGUCAGCCGUCAUUCACUUUCUAUGUGUAUUUACAAAAAUAUUAACAUCCUUGUGGCUCGGCGGGCACAGCGUAUUCUCCAAAAUGGUGCUACAGUGAUGGGGAGAGAUACCAAGGAGACUAAUUAUUGCAUAACAAAUCAUUAUUUUCUUUUUGCUAUUUGCAUACAAAAAGUAUUCUUCAUAAAAUUCAAGGUUGAACCACUGAUGGCAGAUGUUGACGAUGUCUGCCGGACCUUUGGCGGUCCAUAAGACAGUCUCAAGUCUCCCAGCCUUCAUCUAAAAUAUCUUAAAUUGUGCUCAGGACGAACAAAGAUUUUAUUUUGGAACGACAACAUUUUCAAUUUGGCGUAGACUGUCCCUUCAAUAUUACACAGCAAAUCGAUCUACUCAGUAUUUUCUACAUAAGUUUUUAAUGAAAGAAAAUCUCUAAAAUGAUCUUCAGGUUGGAAACCAGACGAAAGCCUGUGUAUUCUUCGAUCACAUUAGCAGAUGCAGAUUAGCACAGCAGGUGCAAGAAGGACAGUAGUGACUCAUAGCACCCUUUUCAACCUGAAUUCCCGUUUCUCUUAUGCUUUAAACUAGAAACUAAUAAAACCGUGAACAAUGUUUCAUAGCAGCAUGUGUAUCUCAAUUCACCGAUUCAACUUACUGUUAAGUCUGCCUUCGGCAAAUCAGCAAGCUCCUUACUUUAACCACAUCAGGCCAUCACAUCUGACUUCCUUUUUUAUAUUUAAGCGCCACGUUAAUGUCUUGUCAGUAUUACCUUUCAAAUGCAAGUGCCAGAUAUUUCAUUUAGAUACUGUGAUUCAUCCCUGCUUCUUGAAAAAAUAUCUGAAAACUAUUACCCCAGUGGAUAUGACUGCCAUCACACAGAAGAAGAGCAUUUUAUGUCAUGGAGAAUGUGUAUCGUUCUGAAAUGUAGUUGUCACGUACCGAAGCCAAAUACAUUAUUACAUUGUUGUUGUUUUUUGUUAAGCUGUAUUGUAAGUUAUAUUGUUUGUUGCACCCGUUUCUUAAUAUGCACAGCUGUUUCGAAUUCAUUUCUUCGUGUUAAUGACAACUGGCCAAAACUAAAUCAGUCGAGGAACAAAAACAACCCUGUGACUAGCUGGGGUUUGCACAUAAGUGAUUUUUCCCAAUAAAACCUUUCAGAUCUCA